Molecule: messenger RNA, 1119 nt
Organism: Sclerotinia borealis F-4128
Lineage: Eukaryota; Fungi; Ascomycota; Leotiomycetes; Helotiales; Sclerotiniaceae
Source: the annotation of a GenBank genome assembly
AUGACUCUCAAUGCAUUCCGCCCUGGAUCUCGAGCUCUACAGAGCUUCAGUAGAACUCAAUUGCGUUCCUACAGCCAUGCCUCAACACCUCUCACCUCACCUUUCGCACCUCGCCAUCUUCUCUCCAUCGCAGACCUCACUCCCUCCGAGCUUACUACUCUCGUUCGCUCCGCACACUCGCACAAGCUUGCACUCAAAUCUGGUGCUGUUCCUACCUCCCUCCUCAAUUCAUUGACUGGAAAAGUAAUUGCCAUGCCAUUCUCCAAACGUAGCACUCGUACGCGUAUCUCUACCGAAUCGGCGGUGACCACAAUGGGCGGACAUCCUAUGUUUCUUGGGUCCGGGGACAUUCAACUCGGUGUCAAUGAAUCAUUAUACGAUACUUCAGUUGUAAUUUCAAGCAUGACUGCAGGUAUUGUAGCUAGAGUGGGACCUCAUUCCGAUGUUGCUGGUCUCGCAAAGUGGUCGAGUGUACCAGUCAUUAAUGCUUUAUCCGACGAAUACCAUCCCCUACAAACCAUUGCCGAUUACCUUACGAUUCACGAAGCAUUCCCCUCGCAAACUUCCAGAAGCUCAUCUCAAAUCACGCCAAGCUUGGGUUUGGAGGGCAUGAAGAUCGCCUGGAUUGGAGACUCAAAUAAUGUUCUUUUCGAUCUCGCAAUUGGAGCAAUGAAAUUAGGAGUCAACAUUUCGGUUUCUUCGCCAGAGGGUUAUAAAAUCCCAGAAUAUAUGCGCAAGAUCAUACAAUCUGCUGCAGCUACAACAGAUACACCGGGAACACUUACAGAGGUUUCUGUGCCCGAAGAGGCUAUAAAGGAUGCGGAUGUAUUGGUGACUGAUACAUGGAUAUCGAUGGGUCAGGAAGAAGAAUCAGCCAAGAGACUCAAGGCCUUUGCAGGAUACCAAAUCACAGAGGAAAUGGCAAAGAGAGGUGGUGCUAAGAAAGGAUGGAAAUUCAUGCAUUGUCUACCUAGACAUCAAGAUGAAGUCGACGAUGGAGUGUUUUACGGUCCGAGAAGUUUGGUCUUCCCAGAGGCUGAGAACAGAGUUUACUCUGCUAUUUCUGCUUUGGAAGCAUUCGUAGUUAACAAGGGCAAAAUUCUUGAGAAGGCAUUUUAG